This is a messenger RNA of Pichia kudriavzevii, 4911 nucleotides long. RefSeq lists its product as uncharacterized. The transcript has a single exon. Gene Ontology annotation, biological process: phosphatidic acid biosynthetic process; intracellular signal transduction; cell motility. Bases 1 to 4911 code for a protein of 1636 amino acids. Lineage: Eukaryota; Fungi; Ascomycota; Pichiomycetes; Pichiales; Pichiaceae. The record is from RefSeq and is a predicted model, not a curated record. Gene Ontology annotation, molecular function: D-type glycerophospholipase activity.
AUGGGUGAUUUGCUUGACAACGUGGACACCCAAACCAGGCUUAAGGAUUAUGCAAUUGCCCAAAGAAUCAAAGAUGCAGAAAUUGUUGGGAAUAAAUCAAAUUUGAAUCCCCUACAGGCACCAUUUGCGUAUAUCGAUGGUACGCUCUCCUCGACGGAAGGGUUAAGGUUAUUGACCACAAGUCUGAAGUCUCUUUUCACUAAGGAACACAAAAUCAUUGAAGAUUCCCAGUAUGUCGAAACUGUCGAUAAAGAACAAAUGAAAAACAUCUCACAAAUAAUCAACAACUAUAAUCAUGUGAAAAAUGAGAAUGAUGAAUUGCACUCUAUAUUCAGUCACAGAACUUCUCAUGAACAAGAGGUGGAUUAUUACAUUUUCCAAAGGUUAUUGAAUGAUCCCCAACCUAUUAUUUUACCAAGACGUGAUAAAACUUGGAAACAUUCGAAUUGUGAGAAACUGUUUGAAUCUCAGCAAAUAUUGGAUAAUAGAGAUAUCCAGCUAGUCUUGGAUGAGAAGUUUCAAAACUCGAAAAAGAAUGAGAGUAAGAGGGGAAAUAAGGAAAACUUUAUGAAUGAACUCCUAUUCCCGAAAAGUAUUGGUGAAUUUAAAACCAAUAAAAUGAGUCCUGAAAACUUAUCAUCUUCAAUAAAUGUGUGUCUAUCUGAUAUUACGUAUCAGUUUGUUGAUGCCCGGGAAUCGAAGAAAGCCGAUGAAAAUAGCAUAAAUAAGAGCCCCGCAACUAGGGGAAUGAACAAAGAAUCAAUACUGAAAACUUCUGUUAUGGCUAGAAAUAGACUCUAUAGGUUACAUUUGGAAUUCAACUUGGGCGAUUACGUUUUACGUUGGGAUAUCGAUAAGGAUGUCAAGAGUUUGAGGUCUUUGCACAGAAGGCUCAAUAGGAUUUAUGAGUUUUCGAAUAAAUCAGGCAAACCAAACGUUUUGCCUUUCCCCUCCCUACCUAGAAGUGAUAGAGUUAACAAAGCCUUAAACUUACUUAAGGUGGACAAUUUCAAGAGUCAUAAGGACAGAGAGAGAGACAAGGAUAAGGAUAGAAGUGAUGUGCCUCUUUCCUCUCAUACAUCCAUCAGUGAUGUGGCCAUUUCUGCCUUUCAUUCAACUCCAAGGCGGUUUUCUGUAAAGUCGAUUCCCUUUAUGAAGAAGGAUAUUGCAGAUUCUGAGGAUAGCCAGUUGAUCAGGAGACAAGAGGCCAAUGAAAAAUUUUUAAGUGACUUAGAAAAAUAUUUAGAUGCAUUAUUAUCAAACCUUAAAAGUGAUGACCUAUCUUUAAAAGUUUAUCAAUUUCUAGAAUUGUCCCCUAUGAGUUUUUUCUUGGUGAAUGAGCUGAGAGAAAAACAUAAAGAAGGUUACCUAUAUAUUACCACUUCCUCAGCAAAGCAAGGUUGGAGGGUUUCCCAUUUUAGAGUCCAAGAUUGGACAAGCACGAUCAAACGCCACACUAGUAAGUGGGUAAUUUUGGGUGAUUCUUACAUCAUGUACACUAAAAAUUUCCAUUCAACCAUAAUCGAGGAUGUUUUUUUGGUAGACUCUGCAACUUCUAUUGAAUACCAAGGCCAAACCACCACAGAAUACAUAGAGUUGGACGAUGACGGUACAGAAAAUGAGAAUACCAACGACCAUCAAGAUGAAACCGACUUAUUCUUCACUCCUGCUAGAAAGCUACUAAAUAAAACAAAUAAGUACCCAAAAAUCAAAAUGAGAAACAGUGAAAGGCAGUUUAAGUUGGUUGCAAAAUUACCCAAAAUUUCAAACAUUUGGGCUCAUGAAAUUCGGAGAAUGGUUUCUGAAACCGAAUGGUCACAAAAUCAGAGAUUUAAUUCAUUUGCGCCAAUUAGAAAUGAUUGCUUUGCUCAAUGGUUUGUGGAUGCAAGAAAUUAUUGGUACGCUGCUUCAACCGCCAUCAAUAUGGCUAAAGAUGUUAUUUAUAUUCAUGAUUGGUGGUUAUCUCCAGAAUUAUACUUAAGGAGACCCGCUAAUGGAAAUCAAGAUUGGAGGAUUGAUAGGUUACUACAAAAAAAGGCCAACCAAGGUGUUAAAAUUUACAUUAUCAUUUAUAGGAAUGUUGGUACUACUGUUGUAACAGAUUCUAUGUAUACAAAACAUUCUUUGCUUGAUUUACAUGAGAAUAUCUUUGUUUUAAGAUCACCAAAUCAAAUAAUGCAAAAUGUUUUCUUUUGGGCCCAUCAUGAAAAAUUGUUAAUUAUUGAUCAGACUGUAUGUUUCCUCGGGGGUAUUGACCUAUGUUAUGGUAGAUACGAUACUCCUGAUCAUGUUCUAGUAGACGACUCACUUACUAAAUUUGGAAAUGAUGAAGAAAAAGAUGACAAUACAGCUGUUAGUGAAGAUAGUAUAGGUCCUCCUAAUGUUGAUGAAAAUGAAGACAUGGAGAAGCUGCGGUAUGAUUUCCAGAGAGAAUUCCAAAUUUUUCCAGGUAAAGACUAUUCAAACCCACGUAAGAAAGAUUUCUUCGAUUUACCUGAUCCUCAUAAAGACAUGUACAAUAGGCAAUUUAUUCCUAGGAUGCCUUGGCACGACGUUCAUAUGGUAUCAAGUGGGCAAAUUGCCCGUGAUUUAUCCAGACACUUUAUUCAAAGGUGGAAUUACCUAAUUAGACAAAAAAGACCAUCGAGGCCUACUCCUUUGAUGGUACCGCCACGUUCUUUCACAAACGAUGAAUUAGAAGAAUUAGGAUUGAAGGGAACCUGUGAAAUCCAGCUUUUAAGAUCGAGCUGUGAAUGGUCGUUAGGUAUUAAAGAUCAUGAGCAAAGUAUACAAAAUGCAUAUGUCAAAUGUAUUGAAGAGAGUGAGCAUUUCAUUUACAUCGAAAACCAAUUUUUUGUAACAUCUACGACUAUUGACAACACCCUAGUUAAAAAUGAAAUUGGUAGUGCAUUGGUUGAUAGGAUUAUCUGUGCGCACACCAGGGGCGAAGCUUGGAAGGCUGUCAUUGUAAUUCCACUGAUGCCAGGGUUUGAAGCAGAUGUUGAUACAAAGGAAGGUGGAUCUGUUAGGUUGAUCAUGCAAUGUCAAUAUAUGUCAAUUUCUAUGGGCGAAAAUUCCAUUUUUGCUAGAUUGAGAAGGCUUGGUAUAAAACCAGAAGAUUACAUCAACUUUUAUUCUUUAAGGAAAUGGGGAUUAAUUAGUGACUAUAAGCUAUUAACUACGGAGCAGUUGUAUAUCCAUGCAAAAACUAUGAUAGUGGAUGAUAGAAUUGCAAUAAUAGGAUCAGCCAACAUUAACGAAAGGUCAAUGAGAGGUACAAGAGAUUCCGAAGUUUGUGCAAUUGUUAGAGACAAAGAUUUAAUCGAGUCCAAAAUGGACGGUAAAAAGUAUUAUGUGGGUAAAUUUGCUCAUAGCUUAAGAGUUAGAUUGAUGAGAGAACAUCUGGGAGUAGAUGUUGAUUUGAUUGAUCUAGUUGAACGUAGGUUUGCAGAAAUUGAGAAAUUCUGUAAGUCAGGAAAUGGAAUCAAAGCCUCGAUUUUAAGUAAGAAGGAUGGUAAUAUGCAAUUAAGUGCAAUGGUGGAAUUGGGCACUAGAUAUUUGCUAGGUUUGGAUCAAGGAACCCCAUAUUUCAAUGAAAUUAAAGAAGACGAAAGUUUGAAGGACCAGCUGACGAAGGAAAUGAAAAGCAACUUUACCAAGAUUGAAGUUAAUGCAGAGAGAUCUCAGAACCUGGACGAUCUUGUAUAUCCAGUUUCAUUCAACCAUAGAGUGGGUAAUGUUAAUCCUGGAUUAAGAAGUGACAAAAAUUUAUCUAACGAUGUUAGGGUUGCAAACGAAAACCAUCGAAAAGAAGUUGAAGGUGAAAUUGAUGGGUUUAGAUCAUCCAAUUUUAUAGUCGCAAAAAGGAAACUCAAAGAGUUCCUAAAACUGAGGGUGCAACGAACUUCAUCCGAAUCCAGUGACCCAGAAUCGCUACCAUAUUUUGAAGACAUUGUCGAAGUCUUGUCACAAAAAAAAUCCGAAAUCCUAAGUAAGAAGGAAAACAACUCAAUGAAUAUAGAUAGAUGGACUAUGAUCAAGAGGUUGUUUUAUAUGAGAAGGUUGUACUGUAAAAUAAAACUACAAAAUGAGAAGGAAGAGGUGUUUUUGGGAAAUAAUUCGGAAUCUUAUAAUGCUUUAAAAAAUAGGAAAACUUUCAACAACUUCAAUUCGGUAGAAGAUAAUAAUAGCUCGAAUUCACCACCCCCAGUUGAACAUUUAUUGAAUGGUGGAAUUAAUAGUAAUUUUGGCAAUAAUAAUAAUGUUGUGAUACCGGACAAUCCAUUAGUUAGUCUGACUGAUGAAGAAUUGCGAGAGAUUGAUAAAAUUCUGUUGCCACAAGUUGAUUACGACUUUAUUGAUCCAUAUAAUUUUGAAGACCCCUUAGAUAUAUCUUUUUUUGAGGGGACCUGGAUGGCGCAGGCAGUUAGGAAUACCAUGUUAUUCAGGAUGGUUUUCCAUGUCCAACCUGACGAUUUUGUUCAAACUUGGAAGGAUUACAAAGAUUACGAAGAAAUGAGGAAUGCAUUUGACAUAUAUCAACAUAUUUUGAAGGGGCAUCUUCAGAUAAAUGAAAGUGCCGAAUCACCCCCAAAAGAAGGAAAUAACUUACAAGACGAAACGGAGUAUGAAAAUGAAGAUGUUGAGGAACAUCAUCGUCGGCUACAGCGGAACGCCAAACUGAUAGAGCUCGAAAGAUUUCAAAUGUCUGUCACAAAUGAAAAUGCAGGAACCAGCAUCACUCCUUACGGGAAAGGAACAGUGUAUGACCACGAAACUGGAUUGAAAUUGAUGAAAAUGGUUAGAGGACAUGUUGUUUGCUUUCCUACCAGAUGGCUAAAGAAGGAGGUUGAAAGCUCUAAUUGGUUCUACAAGGCAGAUAAGCUACCUCCAAUCCAAAUCUACGAUUAG